AUGACAGACGACCUCCACUAUCCCAACCUCACGGCCUGCCAGGUGACCAUGUCCAGUUCCACCUUGGGCACUAAACCACCCGUCAAACUACCGCAUGAUUGCACCAUGGAAUCGUUGAGACACAUUGUCAUUCCAUCACCGUACGAUUUUGCUCUAGAAAAGGCCGUUAUGGCCAAAAAGAAGGAACAAGAUUCCGAAAAUCAACUCCAAAAGGCAUCCAGUCGGGAAGAAUUGCAAAAGGCUGUCGUCGUCAAAAUGAAGGCCGUCACCAAUGCCGAUGAAGACGUCUGUAUAGCACUCCUAGAAGAUUUUCAAUACGAUCUCAAACCAGCCGUGGAAGCAUUCUUUGCCAGUUCAUAA
Seminavis robusta is the source of this 360-nucleotide messenger RNA. NCBI's taxonomy places the organism in Eukaryota, Bacillariophyta, Bacillariophyceae, Naviculales, Naviculaceae. The record is from the annotation of a GenBank genome assembly.